Messenger RNA from Polistes dominula (European paper wasp), 1127 nucleotides. It is a transcript of the gene eIF3g1, whose product is annotated as eukaryotic translation initiation factor 3 subunit g1. The record is from RefSeq and is a predicted model, not a curated record. Gene Ontology annotation, cellular component: eukaryotic translation initiation factor 3 complex; cytoplasm. NCBI's taxonomy places the organism in Eukaryota, Metazoa, Arthropoda, Insecta, Hymenoptera, Vespidae. Gene Ontology annotation, molecular function: RNA binding; translation initiation factor activity.
GCGACACAUCCGGAAAUACCGCCAUCUUUAUCGCAUUUUACUAUUUGUGAUCUGAUUGUCGUUAAUUGUAUCCUACAGUUUUUCUUCAUAAUUUAAGAAAUGCCAGUAGCAUCUGAAAUUAAGUCCAGCUGGGCAGAUGAAGUCGAAGAAGAAGGAGGAGUAUUACCUCCACCUUCUGAGGUUUAUGAGAAUGGAUUUAAGAUACUUACAGAAUAUAAGUAUAAUCAAGAUAACAAGAAGGUUAAGGUAGUAAGUACUUACAAAAUUGAACGUCGCAUCGUAUCAAAGACCAUUGCUGAAAGGAAGAAUUGGGCAAAGUUUGGAGACUCCGCUGAUGAUAGACCAGGUCCCAAUCCUGCUACUACGGUUGGUGCAGAAGAUGUUUUUAUGCAGUUUAUAUCUAGUAAAGAGGAAGAAAAUAAAGUUGAAGAGGAUACUCUCGACAAGCUUAAAAACAUGGGUGAAAAGGGUGUUGUUAAAUGUCGUAAUUGUAAUGGUGACCAUUGGACUACUAAAUGUCCGUAUAAGGAUACUGUACUUGCUGGAGGUAAAGUACCAGAUGAUAAGAAACCUCUUGUAAGCCCCGCUGUUCCUGGAGCAAUGGCUGAGUUGAAACCACAAGGAAGUAAAUAUGUUCCACCGAGUAUGCGAGAUGGUGGCAACAAACGUGGUGAUGCUAUGCAAAUGCAGAGAAGAGACGAUACUACGGCCAUUCGUAUUUCCAAUUUAUCUCAGAGUACUACAGAUGCUGAUUUGGAUGAACUGGUUAAACCGUUCGGAACGGUUGUGAAACAAUACUUAGCAAAGGAAAAACAAACAAAUUUGUGCAAAGGAUUUGCAUAUGUACAUUUCAAGUAUAGAGCCGAAGCUGCUAAAGCUAUCGCCACUCUCGAUGGUUAUGGAUACGAUCAUCUUAUUUUAAGCGUAGAAUGGUCCAAACCUCAACAACAAAAUAACUAAUUUGAUUUAAUGUAAAGCAAUAAGGAAAAAUCUUUACGCUGGACUUAAUGGGUGUGGCUGUGCCAAGUUGUAAAAUCUGAGGACAAGUAAACAAUAUUCAACAGUUUUUACUUUUUCAUGUUGUCCAUUUUUACAUCUGACAUUUCCAGUGAAUACAACAUAUUAAU